This is a messenger RNA of Ostertagia ostertagi, 1809 nucleotides long. The record is from the annotation of a GenBank genome assembly. NCBI's taxonomy places the organism in Eukaryota, Metazoa, Nematoda, Chromadorea, Rhabditida, Trichostrongylidae.
UUCCUCGGCCGGUUCGCGCGCAACCGCGGCGCCCUGGUCGGCGCCUGCCUGAUCCUGGUCGUCGCCCUGAUGGCGGUCUUCGCCUCGAUCUUCUUCCCGACCGAUCCGCUGCGCAUCGUCGGCCUCCCCGAACUGUGGCCCGGCGAGGACCCCGAGUUCCCGCUGGGCACCGAUUCGCUGGGGCGCGACAUCCUCUCGAUGAUCGUGCACGGCGCGCGGGCGACCCUGCUGAUCGGCCUGUUCGCCUCGGCGGUCGCCACGCUGAUCGGGGUCAGCGUCGGUGCCGCCGCCGGCUAUUUCGGAGGCUGGGUCGACGAAAUCGGCAUGCGCGUGGCCGAACUGUUCCAGACCAUCCCGAACCUGAUCUUCGUGCUCACCAUCGUGGUCAUCCUGGGCUCGACCCUGACCAACAUCGUGAUCGCCAUCGGCAUCGUGAGCUGGACGCCGAUCGCCCGCAUGACCCGGGCGGAGUUCCUGUCGUUGCGCGACCGCGAGUUCGUGCAGGCCUGCCGAUCCAUGGGCAUGAGCGACUUCCGCAUCAUCGUUUCGGAGAUCCUGCCCAACGCCCUGCCGCCGGUGAUCGUGCUGUCGUCGCUCGUGGUCGCGGGCGCCAUCCUGUUCGAAUCGGCGGUCUCCUUCCUCGGCCUCGGCGAUCCCAACGUCGCAAGCUGGGGCCGGCUGGUCGGCGACGGGCGGCAGCUCAUCCGCAGCUCGUGGUACAUCUGCGCCAUCCCGGGCAUCGCCAUCAUGAUCACCGUGCUCUGCCUCAACCUGGUGGGCGACGGGCUGAACGACGCGCUCAACCCCAAGCUCCGGGAUCGCUGAGCGAUGGCCACCCUCCCACUCGAAGUGCGCGACCUGCGCACCACGCUGUUCACGCGCCGCGGCGAGAUGAAGGCGGUCGACGGGCUGAGCCUCACCGUCGGCGCCGGCGAGACCGUCGCCAUCGUGGGCGAAUCGGGCUGCGGCAAGUCGCUGUCGGCGUUGUCGAUCAUGCGGCUGCUGCCCGAUCCGCCGGCCCGCAUCGUCGGCGGCGAGGUGAAGCUGAACGGACGCGACAUCGUCGCGCUGCGCGAAGAGGACAUGCUCGACAUCCGGGGCAAGGAGAUCGGCAUGAUCUUCCAGGAUCCGAUCAGUUCGCUGAACCCGGUGGCCACGGUCGAGAAGCAGAUCGUCGAAGUGCUGAUGACCCACACCGACCUCGGCCGCGGCCAGGCGCGCGUGCGGGCGCACGAGUUGCUGGAGCUGAUUGCCCGCCGCUUCUAUCCACCCUCUCGGCCGCCCUUCUGACUGCUGGCGCCGCGUCCGCCCAGACCAUGGAGUUCGCCUGCCCCGACCCGGGCACGACCUUCACCUACGACAGCGGCGUCAAGGUCGUGGCGCGCGGUCGCAGCGGCAUGGACUGCAACAUGGAGCGGGUGGGCGGCGGCCCCUUCAAGCUGCGGGCGCUGCUGUUCGACAACCCGUCGGCCGAUGGCAACGACGCCACCGCCUUCAUCGCCGCCCUGCGCCCCGAGCGCCUGUGGCCGCUGGAAGCCGGCAAGAAGAUCGAGGCGAGCUACAAGAUCGGCGGCGGCACUUGGACCUACACGCUCGCCGUGGUGCGCUUCGAGCGGCGCACUGGCCCCGGCGACAAAAUGAUCGACACGUUCCUGAUCGAGAUGAACGAGACCGGCGACAAGGGCCAAGCGCUCGAUCUCGCGCUGAAUGCCGCUUGGUCGGCCGAUCGUAGUCAACAGGAUAUUCUGGAAGAUCGGAAUACGACGGGUAGGCGUCGUCGCAGAACCGCGCAUUGCGGUAACAGCCCGU